Culicoides brevitarsis is the source of this 1414-nucleotide messenger RNA. Its product is annotated as alcohol dehydrogenase-like. Gene Ontology annotation, cellular component: cytoplasm. Gene Ontology annotation, molecular function: oxidoreductase activity, acting on the CH-OH group of donors, NAD or NADP as acceptor. The record is from RefSeq and is a predicted model, not a curated record. NCBI's taxonomy places the organism in Eukaryota, Metazoa, Arthropoda, Insecta, Diptera, Ceratopogonidae. The transcript has 6 exons. The coding region runs from base 74 to 1414 and encodes 446 amino acids.
AGAGGCAUCAACAGAUGUUUGCCGCGAAGACUUUGGCGAGAAAGUUCAGUCUAAAACGAAAUUCUGAGGCAAAAUGUUUGAUUUGACGGACAAGAAAGUGCUCGUUUUGGGCGGCGCUGGAGCCAUUGGCAAGGAAAUUUGCAUUCAAUUGAUUCAACAAGGGUUGAAAAAAUUAGCAGUAAUUGACGUCAUUUGCGAAUCUACAGCAAAGAAAACUUUUAUUGACGAAAAUUUCAACAGUGUUUCCUUCGCCUAUAAACAAUGUUCAGUAACGGACAAGAAACGCCUUGCCGAAGUCAUGAACUACUUAAAGCUCUGGAUGGAUGGCUUGGAUAUCGUCAUCAAUUCCGUUGGCAUUUUGGAUGAACAGAGAUCCGAACAAACAAUUGAUAUCAACUAUGGUGGCGUCGUUAACUCAACAUUUGCGGCGAUCGAUUUGAUGCGCAAAGACAAAAAUGGCGGGAAUGGCGGCGUUGUGAUCAAUAUCGCGUCGAUCACAUCUUUUGGCGCGCAUUUUUGGCUUCCUGUUUACGCGGGAACAAAACAUGCCGUUUUAGGGUUCACGCGUUCUUUGAAGAAUGACAAGUUCCUCGAACUGACAGGAGUUAAAUUUAUGGUUAUUUGUCCCGGCGUGACGCGUACUCCAUUGGCGACGAGAGAAGCGUUCGUGGAUAAACAUUGCUUUCCCGAGAUGAAAGAGGAAGUUGAACGAAUUCUUAAUACUUAUCCGGUUCAAGAUGUCGAUUGCGUUGGAAAAUGUGUCCUUAAAGCAUUAGAUGACGGCGAAAAUGGAUCAACAUGGCAAUGUGAGAAUAAUCGCAUCGAAAAAAACAAAAAUGAGUUGGAAACUCUCAUGACAAAUUUAAAAUCUGAGAUGGGAGGUCUCGAUAUCGUCAUUAACGCUGUUGGAGUCUUAAAGGAACAAAAUCCGAAAUUAAUGAUCGAGAUCAAUUACGGCGGUGUUGUCAACUCUACCCUCACUGCGAUCAAACUAAUGCGCAAAGAUCAUUCAGGAAACGGAGGUUUUAUCAUCAAUAUCGCAUCCGUAGCUGGCUUACACGGAACUUUUCUCCUUCCAAUCUACUCCGGGACCAAACAUGCCGUGCUUGGAUUCACUCAAAGUUUGUGCAAUGAAGCUUUUUACGCGAAAACUGGCUUGAAAUUCAUCACAAUUUGCCCCGGAUUGACAGAAACUCCAAUGACAAACCCAGAUUCGCUCUUUGGAGAUCAUCUAUUUCCAGAAAUGUUGGAUGAAGUGCAGAAUAUUUUGAGUCCGUAUCCAUCGCAGGGACCUGAUGCCGUUGGAAAAGGCAUUUUAGCGGCAUUAGAUGACGGCGAAAAUGGCGCUGUGUGGCAAAUUGAGAAUAAUCGCAGUGAAAAAGUUGAGCUGAAACAAUUUCCGAUUUUAAAAUGA